Messenger RNA from Sipha flava (yellow sugarcane aphid), 405 nucleotides. RefSeq names its product SCAN domain-containing protein 3-like. The record is from RefSeq and is a predicted model, not a curated record. Bases 1 to 405 code for a protein of 134 amino acids. The transcript has a single exon. Gene Ontology annotation, molecular function: protein dimerization activity. Lineage: Eukaryota; Metazoa; Arthropoda; Insecta; Hemiptera; Aphididae.
AUGAACCCAUUUUCAAUCACUUUUAGUGAAAUACAAAAAUAUUCAUGCAAUAUCCAGUUGGAAAUCACAGAAAUUCAAAACCACGUUUCCUUGAAGCAGAUAUUUACCGAAAUUGUAUCAUCACAACCACAACUGCAGUCUUCAGAAAAUUUAUUAAAAUUUUGGAAAUUAGUACCAAAAGAAGACUUUCCUGCAACGUGUGAUCUUGCCUUGCAGAUUUCAAGCAGAUUUGGAUCAACAUAUAUUUGCGAAAAAGCUUUUUCUACUCUAACCUAUGUCAAAAAUAAAUAUCGUAGUUCGUUAACUGCGCCUCAUAUUUCAGAUUUGAUGUUGUUAUCAACAUCAGAUUUAUCACCAGAUAUUGAAAAAUUAUUAGCUAAUAAGUCUCUUCAUAGGUCUCACUGA